This is a messenger RNA of Gaeumannomyces tritici R3-111a-1, 1849 nucleotides long. RefSeq lists its product as hypothetical. NCBI's taxonomy places the organism in Eukaryota, Fungi, Ascomycota, Sordariomycetes, Magnaporthales, Magnaporthaceae. The record is from RefSeq and is a predicted model, not a curated record. The transcript has a single exon. The coding region runs from base 1 to 1656 and encodes 551 amino acids.
AUGCAUAUCCCACGGUUAUUGCCGAGGCUAAACCGCGAGUGCCCGGUCGGGAGCUCCUGGUACACAUGCCAGUCCAACGCGUUCAAGGGCUGCUGCGAGGUCGACCCGUGCGACCUGGCGACCUGCCCGUCCAGCCCCGGCGCUCCGACGGAGGACGCGACCACGACGCCAAGCGCCCACGCAACCACGACGGCCAUAACCACCACAGUAUCGACGCGGGCCACCAUGACCGUGUCGAGCUCGCCAUCCGAGGCCGUCGGCAGCAGCAGCAGCAGCAUCACGCUCAUCAGGGAUACCACGUUGCUGACAGCCGCCCCGGCGCAACCAACGGCACACAGGCCUCCAGGAGCCGGGACCGGCGCCGUCGAGACGCCGGUCGGGAUCGCGGGCGGCAGUGGAGAAGAUGCCGGCGAGAUCCGCGGCGGCACCGACAUGCCCGCCGCCGGGCUGCCGGUGGGCGCCAUCGCGGGCAUCGUGCUCGCGGCCGCCCUGGUCGUCCUCGGCGUGUGCGCUGUGCUGUGGUGGCGGCUGCGCUGGCGCCGCCGCCGCCCGAGGGCAGGGCAGGACGAGCAGUGCCACCACCACGACGAAACCCACGCGCGCGGCCUGGCCUGGACGAGCGAGUCGGGCUACUUCGGCCCGGGCGACGACUCGGCCACCACCACCGCCGCCGGCACCACCCCUAGGAUGGGGUACUCGGCCGUCAUCAAGGCGGACCGCGGCGUCACGGCCGCCGCCGCCGCCGUCGCAGCGCCAGUGCGGGAGGGGAGCCGCCAUCACCACCACCGGCAGCCCUCGCCGCCCCAGCACUUCUCGGACGGCAAGGACUCCAUGAUGGUCCCCAUCGGCAUGGCGCACCCCUGCCAGGCCGCGUCGCCCGGGGGCCAUUCCCGGUGGGAGAGCCCGGACGACAUCAGGUGGUGCACGGCGGUGCCGUCGGCGGCCGCGGACCGGCACAGCGGCGACGCCAACAGCGAUCUCGUCAGCCCCGUCUCGCCCGAGAGCAGCAGCUGCGGGCCGAGUAGGCAAGGGAGCUGUAGAUACACAGGCGAGGUACCGCCUGCCUCGGCCGUCGCCGCUGCUGCUGCUGCCCACAGCCAACUACUACCCCCUGGAUACCAACAACACCAGCCACAACAACAACAGCAACAACACCCCCAGCAGCCAGCCCCAGCCCCCUAUUUCGAGCUGGACGGCAGGGAGAUAUGCCCGCCGCUACGGCCGUCGCUACCACCACAGCCCCAGCGGCACGGGGACGGCGCGACCGGGUACCACCCCGCCCCGCUUCGGCUCGGGUCCAGGGCGCCACUGCGGCGGCCCCCGCGGCUCGUGCGGAGGGCCUCGGAUGCGGGCCACUACCCGCCGGCCGGACCACGCCAGCCACCGGCGGUCGCGGCCGUGCCGCCGCUGCGCCCCCAUUCGCGCUCGCUGAGCGGCGGCGGCGGCGACGGCGGCGGCCGGUACCACACCGUGGCGGGGCAGCACCAGGAGCAGCAGCCGCCGCCGCCCGUGUACCGACAGCAGAGUCAGGACCACUACGAAGACCGCCGCGGCCAUGGUGGGGAUGCUAGGCCGCGGGCGACGCUGCGGGCCACCAGGCACGAGGUCGAAGCUGGUGUCCACGCGGGGAGUUGGUCGGUGUUAAGCCCAGCAUAAGUGGUGGGCGGGCUUGUGCUUUGCACUUUUUUUUUUAUUCCCUUUUGUCUUCUGCCUCUUUGGGGUACCCCUCUUCCCUGGGCUGGCGUUUUCAUUUUCCUGAUAUGAUACCAAAUGUUGAGAGAUACCCGAGGAGAACAAGUCAUGGGAUAUUUUGGGGCAAAGAACGGGUAUUCCGAUAUCAACUUACAGC